Raphanus sativus (radish) is the source of this 1486-nucleotide messenger RNA. RefSeq names its product hydroxyacylglutathione hydrolase 1, mitochondrial. NCBI's taxonomy places the organism in Eukaryota, Viridiplantae, Streptophyta, Magnoliopsida, Brassicales, Brassicaceae. The transcript is spliced from 8 exons. The coding region runs from base 227 to 1240 and encodes 337 amino acids. The record is from RefSeq and is a predicted model, not a curated record. Gene Ontology annotation, molecular function: hydroxyacylglutathione hydrolase activity.
GAAAGUUAAAUAAAAAAAUAAAUAAACCAAAAGCUGUUUUCUAAGCUCUGACGUCUUUUUUCCUGUCCAAGUCGCAGACUCGUCAUCAUCACAGCUCAAGCGAAAUUGUGUCUGCUUUCUCCUCGCAAUUUCUCUAAAGAGGUAAAGCCUUCGAACAAGUUAUAAUCGUUCAUCUCUCUCUCGCUCGUUUUUAUCUGAGUAAUCUAGAGAGAGAGAGAAGUAGAGGAUGCCAAUAAUCUCCAAAGCUUCUUCAUCUACCAACAACAACAACCACAACAAGUCAUCGCUUCCUUCUUCUUCUAGGAUCGGAGGUCAGGUUUGUGUGGGGUGGCCUGGUUGGAGACAUCUUUGCCUGAGAAAAAGCUUACUAUACGGAGUUAUGUGGCUAUUCUCCAUGCCACUCAAAACACUUCGUGGCGCUAGAAAAACCCUUAAGAUCACUCACUUUUGUAGCAUCUCCAACAUGCCCUCUUCUCUUAAAAUCGAACUGGUGCCGUGUAGUAAGGACAACUAUGCUUAUCUUUUGCACGAUGAAGACACUGGCACGGUUGGAGUCGUUGAUCCUUCUGAGGCUGCACCUGUUAUAGAGGCGUUGAGCAGGAGAAACUGGAACCUGACUUACAUAUUGAAUACUCAUCACCAUCAUGAUCACAUUGGGGGGAAUGCUGAACUCAAAGCAAAGUAUGGCGCAAAGGUGAUUGGCUCAGCUGUGGAUAAGGAUAGGAUUCCUGGAAUUGACAUACUUUUGAAGGAGAGUGAUAAGUGGAUGUUUGCUGGGCAUGAGGUUCGGGUUAUUGACACUCCUGGCCACACACAAGGUCAUGUUAGCUUCUACUUUCCCGGUUCAGCCACAGUAUUCACAGGAGAUUUGAUACAUAGCUUAUCUUGUGGUACCCUCACAGAAGGUACCCCCGAGCAGAUGCUUUCAUCAUUUCAAAAGAUUGUGUCUUUACCAGAUGAUACAAAUAUAUACUGCGGUCGCGAAAACACAGCAGGCAAUAUCAAGUUUGCACUCUCCAUAGAACCAAAGAAUGAAACGCUCCAGUCAUAUGCAACCCGAGUCGCCCAUCUUCGUAGCCAGGGACUCCCAUCUAUUCCAACGAGUGUUAAGGUGGAGAAAGCGUGUAACCCGUUCCUCAGAACAUCUAGCAAAGAAAUCCGCAGAUCUUUGAGUAUUCAAGACUCAGCAGACGAGGUGGAGGCACUGCGUCGUAUACACAAAGCCAGAGACCGUUUCUAAAAGAAGCUUUGAGGGUUAUCUUUACCGUAUUGUAUAGAUGGAAGUCCACUCAUCAUCAGCUGAAAGGUUAAUAUUACAUGUUUUGAGCUUCUUAUGUAAUCAUUUGAAUAUGUUAUAUUCAAAAUGUUGCCCAAAAAAAAAAUGUUAUAUUCAAAAAAAAAAUCAUCUUAAAAUAUAUAGUUGAGCUCAGUUACUAAAAUAUGAAAUUUAAAAUGUAAUAUAUGAUUUUGUGUUUUCGGUUUUGCU